UCCUUUUUAUGGUUUCACCCACAUUGAUUUAUCUUCGUAUUCAUUUCAAACAAGCUAAACUGUUUAAUGUGGAGGGAUCACAGAGGUAAAUGAAAUGUCUGCGAAACCAACCUGUCUGAUAGUGGCGAGUGCUUCUCCACAAGGAGUGUCAGCGAAGUCUUUCCAUCAGUCCUUCAGUCUUUGUACUCCUGUGUUUAAUCUCCAGACAGCCACUCCCGGGGGGAAAACAAUAGACUUUACUGGAGUCGAUGAAAGCACUGCUAGAUGGGUGCAGGACUUCAACGUGAAACCCUACGCGACCCCAGCCAAACUUGAAUCUAUAGAUGGUGCCCGAUACCAGGCGCUGCUCAUCCCGGACUGCCCCGGAGCGCUGAAUGACCUGGCACACAGCGGCUCUCUGCACCGCAUUCUUACGCACUUCGUCUCUCAUAAAAAGCCUGUUUGUGCAGUGGGACAAGGAGUGUCGGCGCUGUGUUGUGCCACUGAGGGUCAGAGCUGGAUCUUCAGUGGCUACAGUUUAACAGGGCCGUCAGUGUUUGAACUGGUGCGGAGGCCUGACUUUGCCAACCUGCCCUUGGUCGUGGAAGACUUUGUGAAAGACAGUGGUGGGUCAUACACAGCAAGUCAAGAAGAUGCUGUGCACGUAGUCAUUGACAGACACCUAAUAACUGGUCAGAAUAUGCAGUCCACCUCACUCGCUGUAAAUAAUCUCAUCCUGCUCUGUGGUGCAAAGUAAAACAUAGAAAAUGUUGACAUCAGGAAGUUAAACAGCUUAGUUGUUCCACAUUUAUAUUCAUGUAAUUAAACAAACAUUCAUCUCAGACAAAUAUUGGAAGAUGCUGGGUCAGAACAGAUGCUUGGCAACACUGUAAAUACAACGUCAUUACUUGUCAAUGCUGUUAUCAUAAACAUAAUAAAAAUUCCACACAAUCAAA
Messenger RNA from Morone saxatilis (striped sea-bass), 935 nucleotides. RefSeq names its product glutamine amidotransferase like class 1 domain containing 1 (gene gatd1). The record is from RefSeq and is a predicted model, not a curated record. The transcript is spliced from 7 exons. Bases 95 to 736 code for a protein of 213 amino acids. NCBI's taxonomy places the organism in Eukaryota, Metazoa, Chordata, Actinopteri, Moronidae.